AUGUCUUCUUCACUCGCCCAGCUGGUUCUGGAUUUUAUUGUCUUCGCUGUCAUUCACUACUACAUCAUAGUUCCACUAAUUACCCGUGCUCUAGGUUACAUCAAGGGAGAACCAGUAAACCUAUACACAGGAUGGGACAUUUCAAAAGCAUUCGAGAACCUGAAGGCGUUCAUCGACGAACAGUCGGAGCAGAAGCUUUCCAAUAUUAGCACACCUGCACCAUUUACAGCUGGCUUAACCACGAUUGACGAGAUCUUGUGCGAAAAAUGCCAACUACUGAUAGAGGAUCAGCCUUGUGUGACACGACGAAGCUGCGACUGCACCUGGUGUGUAGACUGCGUGGAAGAAUGCUUCGACAUUGUCAAUUUUGAUUUGGACAAGCCUUUGAGCUCUUUGAGCAAUGGGUGCAAGUCCUCGCAGAAGCUUACCAUUCGGAAGAUGUUUCCUUAUGUCGAGCACUUGCUGUCUGAAAAGUCCUCUUGGCAGGUUGAGAGAGCGGUCCUACUGCAAGACACAGUGGAUGGUAUCGACCUGGGUAAGCACGACUGGAUGCUCGAUGUUGACGAAUCGGAAGAGUUUUAA
Messenger RNA from Aureobasidium musti, 582 nucleotides. NCBI's taxonomy places the organism in Eukaryota, Fungi, Ascomycota, Dothideomycetes, Dothideales, Saccotheciaceae. The record is from the annotation of a GenBank genome assembly.